CGUGCACUUUGGAAACAUUCCAAGCCUGCUAACUCAAAUAUGAAUUUCUCUCUCCUCUCUCUCACAUUUCCCUUCGUUUCAACAAAAGUGUGUGGCGACACAUUCAAAACCCUCUCCCAAAAUCCACGGUUUUCACACACUUGCUACGUCACAUCCCAUGUAUGAAAAGCCCAAGUUAAAUAGAUAAAUAUUAUUCAGACUGACUCGGUUACACACACAUAGUUACAAUUUUUCUCACUUUCUUUCCAUCUUCUCAUUUCAUUAUCUCGCCAGCUCUAAUCUUUCAAAUUUCCACUCUUUUUACCGCAGUUUGAAACAUUCAUUCUAUCUUAUUCUACACAGCCCCCUUCAAUUGUUUUAAAAUUUAUAAUUCUUCAAUAUAUAUGAUGAUGCAUUUUCGACAUUCCUAGUUAGUUAAAGCGUUACAUAUGAUGCUUGUGAGUUUGAAUUCAAUUAGUUGAGGCGAAACAGUUAUAUUAUCACAAUGGGAAACAAUUGUGUUCACGGCAAGAUCAACGAAGAAGGCGCUCUCUACGCCGUUUCGCGCCUAUUUUGGCCGCCGUCGAAAUCACCAGAAGACGCGAGCGCUUGCCGCGAAGAAAAAGGCGGUCCAGCCGGCGUUGCCAGCACGCCUCCAAAGCCGAUGAAAAUCGAGCACGAAUUAGUCAAGCCGGUGAUCAUCGAUGUAAUUAGGAAAGCUCCACAGACAGAGCAAGUGAUCAUGAUCGUGACGGAGAAACCGAAACCGCCACCCAAAAAACCUAACGCCGUUAAGAGGAAGAUGAGCAUAGGCCUGGAGGUAGACUCGGUGCUCCGAACCAAAACAGGGCAUUUGAAGCAGCGCUUCGAUUUAGGCGACAAGCUCGGGCACGGCCAGUUCGGAACCACGUUCCUCUGCACCGAGAGGAAAACAGGCAACAAAUAUGCCUGCAAAUCCAUCGCAAAGAGGAAAUUGCUGAACAAGGAGGAUCUGGAAGACGUGAGGAGAGAGAUCGAGAUCCUGCACCACUUAUCCGGCCACCACAACGUCGUCUCGAUCGAAGGAGCCUACGAGGACGCCGUCGCAGUUCAUGUCGUCAUGGAGCUCUGCAAGGGCGGCGAGCUGUUUGAUAGAAUUGUCAAAAGGGGGCAUUACUCGGAGAAGAAGGCUUCGGAACUUACCAGAACAAUCGUCGGCGUGUUGGAAGCUUGCCAUUCCUUGGGAGUUAUGCAUAGAGAUCUCAAGCCGGAGAAUUUCCUCUUUGUUACCGGAGCUGAGGAUUCGCCUAUGAAGAUCAUUGAUUUUGGAUUGUCUGUCUUCUUCAAGCCAGGGGAAAUGUUCAGUGAUGUGGUGGGGAGCCCUUACUACGUUGCACCGGAAGUUCUGUGCAAGCGUUACGGGGCGGAGGCCGACGUGUGGAGCGCCGGAGUCAUAGUUUAUAUUCUUCUCUGUGGAGUGCCUCCAUUUUGGGGUGAAUCUGAGCAAGAGAUAUUCAAGGAGGUUUUGUACGGUGAGAUUGACUUCUCGUCACAUCCAUGGCCUAACAUUUCGGAGAGUGCCAAGGAUCUUGUCAAGAGAAUGCUUGCAAGGGAUCCCAGAAAACGGAUAACUGCUCAUCAAGUUCUCUCCCAUCCGUGGGUGCAGGUGGGCGGAGUAGCGCCAGACGAGCCUAUGCACUCUGCGGUUCUGAGCCGGAUGAUGCAGUUCUCAGCUAUGAACAAGCUCAAGAAGAUGGCAAUAAGAGUGAUUGCGGAGAGCCUCUGCGAAGAAGAGAUUGCGGGGCUAAGAGAAAUGUUCAAGGCAAUAGAUUCGGACAAUAGCGGCUACAUCACUUUCGAAGAGCUCAAGAUUGGCCUAUCAAGAUAUGGAGCUAAUCUCAACGAGUCUGAGAUACAUCAUCUCUUGAAAGCUGCAGAUAUUGAUAACAAUGGUGCCAUUGACUAUGGAGAGUUCAUAGCAGCGACGCUGCACCUGAACAAGAUCGACAAGGAUGAUCAUCUGAUUCGCGCAUUUUCCUACUUUGACAAGGAUGGGAGCGGCUACAUCACGCAAGACGAGCUCCAACGGGCUUGUGAGGAGUUCGGGAUCCAAGAUUUCCAGCUCGAAGAAAUGAUUCAAGAAGCAGACCAGAACAAUGAUGGUCGGAUAGAUUACAAUGAGUUCGUGGCUAUGAUGCAUAGAGGAAAUGCUGAUUUCAGUAACAAAAGGUUCAAGAAUAAUUUUGGUGUUGGAUUCAGGGAAGCAACGCCAGUUUGUUGAUACCAUUUUUUUUCCCUUUUUUUUUCGUUUGCAAAUUUGCAAUACUUUGUAAAUUAUAUACAAAUGGACCAACACCAUAUACUUUUUGUUUAAAGAAUUAGUAAUUUUUCGCC
Salvia miltiorrhiza (redroot sage) is the source of this 2352-nucleotide messenger RNA. RefSeq names its product calcium-dependent protein kinase 26-like. Gene Ontology annotation, biological process: intracellular signal transduction; peptidyl-serine phosphorylation; protein autophosphorylation. Gene Ontology annotation, cellular component: nucleus; cytoplasm. Bases 485 to 2239 code for a protein of 584 amino acids. The record is from RefSeq and is a predicted model, not a curated record. Gene Ontology annotation, molecular function: calcium ion binding; ATP binding; calmodulin binding. NCBI's taxonomy places the organism in Eukaryota, Viridiplantae, Streptophyta, Magnoliopsida, Lamiales, Lamiaceae. The transcript has 7 exons.